UAAUGCAGUGCGCGCCUCACUUCCUGACCCGCACCGCAGAGUCUCCGCACACAAACUGCACCAACUCAUUGUCUGUCUUAAUUAUCUCUCAUAAUGAGAGGAACACGCAUUGUACUUGAACUUGAGCAUAAAUGAAACCCGUUUCUGAGGGGUCCGUGUGAAACUCAAGAGUGCCAGGAAUCAUGAACCUGCACCAGGUGCUCACAGGAGCCGUAAACCCCGGAGACAACUGCUUCUCUGUGGGCAGCGUCAGCAACCAGCCCUUCACGGCGUACGCCUCUGGCUGUGACAUCGUCAUUCUGGGGAGUGAGUUUGAGAGGAUCCAAAUCAUCCCAGGAGCCAAACACGGGAACAUCCAGGUGGGCUGUGUGGACUGUUCACUGCAGGGCGGACAGAUCGCCGCGUCGUACGGAAACAUUGUGUGUGUGUUUGAGCCGGUGGAGGUCAGUCCACAAGGGAAAGCACAAAAAAAGCUGAGUUAUCAUUGGCAGAAGAGCGGUCAGUUUGUUCUGCAGUCGGUGGCACACAUCCUGACGUGGCACCCUACAGGGUCAUGGCUUCUGACGGGCUCGGCGUGUCUGCAGAUGUGGUGUGAUGUUCAGUCCAGCGCAGAGACCGAAGAGGAGGCCGAAUCCGCCGGUCCUCUGCGCUCCUGGAGAUGUGUCUGGCAGUGCAAGUCUGCUGCUCCGACUCACUUCAUCAAGUUUUCCCCAGAUGGAGAGUUUUUUGCGACUGCAGGACAGGACGACUGUCUGGUGAAGGUGUGGUACAGCACCAGUAAAUGGCAAGCGGAUGUCUCCAAACUCUUCACGCCGCUCGACCUGCGCUCCGGAGCAGAGAUCAACUUCUCCUUCAUUUAUCUGGCUCACCCUCGCUCCGUCACCGGCUUCUCCUGGAGGAAGACCAGCAAACACAUGCCCAGAGGCACCGUGUGUAACAUGCUGCUGACCUGCUGUAAGGACAGUGUGUGUCGUCUGUGGGCCGAAACACUGCUGCCCAGCGACUGUCUGCUGUCUGGACUCGGACACAAUCACAACAUGAAGGCAAACAACAUGAAGAAGUCGUCCAGCAGCACCGGAGUGCAGAAGCAGAGCCCGCUGGAGCUGAAGCUGAAGCCGUCGUGGAGAGAGGAGGUGCGCUGUUUGUCUCAGCUCUCAUACAGCGGUCCUCUGCCGCAGCAGCAGAACAAACACUACAGCCACCGCACCAACAUCCUGCACGCCAACGCCCUGUGCCACUUCCACAUCGCCGCCAGCAUCAACCCAGCCACAGACAUCCCUCUGCUGCCCUCCAUCUCGUCCAUGAACGGCUCUGAUGAGGAGGAACCGGGCGGCCCGUUCACCGUCCACUGGCUCAACAACAAAGAGCUGCACCUGACGCUGAGCAUGGAGGUGUUUCUACAGCAGCUGAGGAGCAGCGGCGAGCAGAACGGACACACCGAGCGCUACGAUGCUGAUGAGGAGGGGAGCGGUGCUGAUGCUGUCUCUCUCCCUGCGGCGGCUGUGGAUCAUCAGCUGGACGUGCUGCUGACUGACUGGAACAGAGCGGCAGACAUGCUGUUCAGCAUCCACCCAAUGGACGGCUCGCUGCUGGUGUGGCACGUCGACUGGCUGGACGAAUACCAGCCCGGCAUGUUCCGACAGGCACAGGUUUCCUUCGUGUCCAGGAUUCCCGUGGCCUUCCCCACCGGCGACGCCAUCUCGCUCAGCCGCAGCGUGGUCAUGUACGCCUGCAACAGAAACGUGGAGCUGGCCAUGCAGCACGGCCGUCAGCGCCCCGCGGUCCUGCCGCACUCGUCCUCCUCCGCUCUGAUCGGACUGAGCCAGAACAAACCGUCCUCCAGCAGCCUGCGUCUCAGCAUCUUCACCCCCAGCGUCCUGAUGAUCUCCAAACACGCCGACGGCUCGCUCAACCAGUGGGCCGUCAGCUUCGCCGAGGACUCGGCAUUCUCCACGGUGCUCAGCGUGUCUCAUAAGUCACGCUACUGUGGCCACCGCUUCCACCUCAACGAUCUGGCCUGCCACUCUCUGCUGCCGCUGCUGCUGACCACCUCGCACCACAACGCCCUGAGGACGCCCGACGGAGACGCUCUGACCCGUCCCGCCGCUGCCCCGUCCCGCAGGAGCAGAGUCUCAUCCGGAGGAGUCGCCCAGGAUCCCAACGCCAUCUACAGCGAGCUGAUCCUGUGGCGUGUGGAUCCUGUGGGACCGCUGUCGUUCUCUGGAGGCGUGUCUGAGCUGGCCAGGAUCAACUCUCUGCACACAUCAGCCUUCUCUAACGUGGCCUGGCUGCCCACGCUCAUCCCCGGCAGCUGCCUCGGUGUGUAUGGGAACUCACCCAGUGCCUGCUUCAUCGCCAGUGAUGGACACUCGCUCCGACUCUAUCAGGCCAUCAUCGAGGCCAAGAAACUGCUGAGUGAACUCUCCAACCCCAACAUCUCCAAAUAUGUUGGAGAGGUGUUUAACAUCAUCAGCCAGCAGUCGACGGCCAGACCAGGCUGCAUCAUUGAGCUCGACGCCAUCACAGACUUUCAGGGGAAAGAGACACAGCUGCUGCAUGUGUUUGAGGAAGACCUGAUCUUGGGAAAUGAGAAGAUAGACGACUACCUGCAGGAUUCUGUUCCCAGCCGGACGCUCUUCUCCGCUCGCUUCUUCCUGGUGGUGGUGGAGGUCACUCAGAGCGGGAGGUCGCUCCUGCACAUGUGGCACCUGCAGCUGGACGCCGUUCCCGUCGUUAUGGAGCAAACUCAAACUCCAGAGAGAGAGACUCUGUCUCCGUCCCCCGUGAACGGCUCACAGUUUAACUUUGAGACGGACGGAUCCCCUCAAACCCCGAGAGCCAAGCUGAACACGUCUAACCUCCAGAGCGCCUGCCGGCUCGCCCUGAGCAGUACCAAAGUCUUCAGCCGGGAGCUGGAUCUGCCGCAGGGCGUUGAAGUCAUGCGUGUGUCACCUGCUGCAGGUCAUUUGAGUGCUUCAUCUCUGCAGCCGGCCGGACGCUCUCCGUAUCUGCUGGCCACGUCCUGCUCGGACGGAUCCGUCCGGUUCUGGAGGUGCAGCUCGGUCUCUGACCCCGAUGGCUCUGCUGACCCGUCGUACGUCUGGGAGGAGUGGCCUCUGCUGGUGGAGGAGGGCGAGGUCAGCAGCAGCGCUCUGAGUGUGUGCGGUCAGCUCAUGGCUCUCAGCUGCUGUCACACCAGCAGAGUCGCAGUCGCUCACCGCAGCCACCUGCACAUCAUGCACAUCAGCAUCUUCCAGUGCGACUCCACCGGAGGAUCCCAGUGGAUCCUGGAGCAGACGCUUAAAGUCUGUAGCUCCGACAGCCCGAGUGAGAACCACUGCUUGAGUAACGGCUGUUCAGCUGUGGGCAGUAAGAGCCAGGUCCACUUAGACUGGGUGUCCAGAGAAGAUGGCUCUCAUAUACUAACCGUGGGUCUGGGAUCCAAGCUUUACAUGUACGGGAUGCUUUCUGGAAAACCUCCAGAUCUGGGAUUGUCCGAUUGCAGUAAGGAGAGCAUCUGCUCUCGACUGGUGCUCCUCCGAGUGGUGGAUCUGGUGUCUUCGGUUGAGGGUUCGCCACCCAUCCCCGUCUCUCUGUCUUGGGUGCGAGAUGGCAUCUUAGUAGUCGGGAUGGAUUGCGAGAUGCACGUCUACUCCCAGUGGCAGCCGCCGGCUCCGGUCAAACUGUCUCGCACCGGAAGCGUGACGUCGCUGAACUCUGUGGUGAAGCAGGAGGGACUCGGUCUGAAUCCUUCUAGAAAGACCCUCACCAGAUCCAUGACUAGUUUGGCACAGAAACUCAGUGGAAAGAGAACGGUGUACGACCUCCCGGCCGAGAUGGAGGAUUCUGGGUUGUUUGAGGCGGCGUAUAACCUGUUUCCUACUCUGCCUCAGUAUCAUCCGGUGCAGCUGUUGGAGCUCAUGGACCUCGGGAAGGUGCGCCGGGCCAAAGCCAUCCUGUCGCAUCUGGUGAAGUGCAUUGCUGGGGAGAUCGUGUCUAUGAAGGACACUACGAUUAACCAGGAGCGGCGUCUGCGCUCGCUCACCAUCAGCGCCAGCGGAUGCACCUCCAGAGACCCCAAGAUGUUCAGCAAAGCUGAGAGCUCCGACUACACCGAGAUCGACUCCAUCCCUCCGCUGCCGCUGCAUGCGCUGCUAGCCGCUGACGAGGAGACGGCUCCUAGUGCCAAAGAGCGAUCGGAGAGCGUGAGCGCUCACGGCCAAAGCGACACUUAUGACGAGCUCUUCCAGACCUCCGGCGUCUCUACAGAUGACAUGGACCCUUUCGAUGGAGAUGAGGAGGAUGCUAACGCUAAAGUCAUUGAUCUGUCAAAGUACAGCCCUACGUUCUUCGGCUCUGAACACGCACAGGUGUUAUCUGGACACCUGCUUCACUCCAGCCUGCCCGGCCUGACCCGGAUGGAGCAGAUGUCUCUGAUGGCUCUGGCGGACACCAUCGCUUCCACCAGCACCGACUUCGGAGAAAGCCAAGGGAAAGGCCAAGGUGGAGAGACGCUGGAUGAAUGUGGACUGAAGUUUCUUCUGGCCGUACGUCUGCACACCUUCCUCCUGACGUCUCUGCCUCCGGCUCACCGCGCUCCGCUCCUCUGUCAAGGACUGUCCACCUGCCACUACGCCUGGGCGUUCCACUCCGAGGCCGAGGAGGAGCUGCUCAACAUGCUUCCGGUCCUGCAGAAAGGAGAGCCCACGUGGCCGGAGCUGAGAGCCAUGGGUGUGGGCUGGUGGCUGAGGAGCACCAACAAGCUUCGCAGAUGCAUUGAGAAGGUCGCAAAAGCUGCUUAUCAGAGAAACAACGACCCGUUAGACGCAGCCUUGUUUUAUCUGGCCAUGAAGAAGAAAGCUGUGGUCUGGGGACUCUACAGGUCCCAUCAUAACGUGAAGAUGACGGCGUUCUUCAGCAAUAACUUCAGUGAAGACCGCUGGAGGAAGGCAGCGCUGAAGAACGCUUUCUCUCUGCUCGGAAAGCAACGUUUCCAGCAUUCUGCCGCUUUCUUUCUGCUGGCCGGAUCCCUGAAAGAUGCUGUUGAGGUUUGUAUAGAGAAGAUGCAGGACCUUCAGCUGGCUCUGGUGGUGUGUCGGCUGUACGAGUCUGAGUUUGAGACGUCCUGCACCUACAAGCGAAUCCUUCAGAGGAAUGUUUUGGGUCAGCACCAGCAGAUCGCGGCCCAUCAGGACCCUUUCUUACGCAGCAUGGCGUACUGGGUGUUAGAUGACUACAGCAGGGCUUUGGACACACUGCUGGAGCCCAACGCAGACUCGUCACAUGAAGGAAGCGGCAGAUCAUCUCCCUAUAGUCCUGAUGUUUUUAACUUCUACACCUACCUCCGCACACACCCGCUGCUCCUGCGCCGUCACUUGGGCUCCUGUGAUAAAGCUAAAGUGGGUCUGACCGCUGAAGGCCGCGCCGUCGACUCCAUCAGUCUCACGGAGAGGCGGCUGUUCUUCACCGCUGCGUAUGCACACUUACAGGCCGGCUGCCCCAUGCUGGCUCUAGAGGUGCUCUCUAAAAUGCCGAAGGUCGUGAAGCGCUCUCAGGUGCGAGAGAAUUCGCCCGAGUCGUCGAGCGAGCACAAAGACCAGGCCUCGGCUUCGUGGCCGGUUCUCAACGGCGUGGAGUCGGUGUCCUCGCUCUCGUCUCCUAGAGAGGACAGUCGGUCAGAAUCGGUGCUCAGUUUCGACUGGAGCCAUCCGUCUGUCACCCUGCAGGACGAGCCUCUGGAGCUCAAGUGGGAUAGCGAUAAAGACGACACGGACGAGGAAGAAUCAGGUCUGGCGAUGAAGACCAUCCGCUCGGAGAAAGACAGCAGUGUUUCUCGAGACGGUCCGGCGGUGACGUCCACCCCGAUGGGUCACAGCACAGACGAGACACCUGCGAUGACCGAUGACAUCCUCGCCGCGCAGCUGAAGUUCAGCUCCUGCCUGAAGAUCCUGACCACGGAGCUACGGACGCUGUCCACGGGAUACGAGCUGGACGGAGGGAAGCUGCGGCAUCAGCUGUGUCACUGGCUGGAGCGAGCCGUGGCGGCGCUGCAGAGAUGCUGCGGAUACAACCCCUUCCUCCAGCACCUGCCCGAGGGCAUCUCGGCUGACCUGAGCCAGGUGGAGGAUCUGGAGGAGCGGGGCGCGGCGGAGCAGGCCAGAGAGCUGCAGCAGCGGCGCAGACUGUGGCUGAAGAGGAACCAGCCGCUCCUGCGCAUCUUCCUGAGUUACUGCAGCCUGCACGGCUCUCACGGAGCAGGACUGGCCUCCGUCAGGAUGGAGCUCAUUCUGCUGCUGCAGGAGUCCCAGCAGGACGACAGUCUGCAGAUCUCCUCUCCCGCUCCGCAGCAUCUGUCUGCUCCUCUCUUCCUGGCCUGGACCGCCAUCUCCAAAACAGUGGUGGCCAAUCCCAUAGUGCACCUGACCAACCUCACGCACGACAUACUGCACACCAUCACCGCUCUGGACGCUCCUCCGCACCCAGAUGUGGUCAGCAACGAGAUCUACGUGAUGCACACUCUCGCCGCUUCCCUGUCGGCCUGCAUCUAUCAGUGUCUCUGUGACGGACACAGCUACAGCCAUGUGAAUCCGUUCACGGGAAUCACCUACGAGAGCGUCCUGCUGACCCAUCAGCCCCCGGUGAGGAGCGUCAGCAUCGAGGAGACCGUGCUCCCCAACACCUCUCCUGCGCAGUGGCCAGGUGUGAGCGUCCUGCUGCGUCUGCUGAGCGCGUCUGGAGACGAGAACCAGCCCGGUCUGCCUGUGCUUCUGUGUGAGAUCCUGACCGCAGUCUUCCUCAGCCUCUUCGUCCACGGUCUGGCCACUCACUCCAGCCACGAACUCUUCCGCAUCGUGGCUCACCCGCUCAACAGCAAGCUGUGGGUGGCCGUGUUCGGCGGAGGCGCUCGUGUUCCUGUGCUGGAGAAACCCAGCUCUCCCACAGAUGUGGAGCGGAAGCAGCGGCGUUCCCGGCUCAGCUCAUCACGCAGUAACUCCAGAGAUGUUCCCGACAGUCCGGUCAGUCCCAGACCCGUGGUGAUGGAGCCGGACUCUUCCGUCUGUAAAGAGCGUUUCGUGCCGCCUGAGCUCAGCAUCUGGGAUUAUUUCAUCGCAAAGCCGUACCUGCCUCCGUCUGCCAGCCGAGUGGAGUAUGACUCCGAGGAGAGCCAGGGCAGUGAGGACGAGGAGGACGAGGACGAGGAGGAUGAGGAUGAAGGAGAUCCCAACUCUCCGCUGGCAGAGCAUUCCAACAACAGCUCGUACAGCUGGUGUCUGAUGCGCUUGGCCAUGGUGCAGAUAGUCCUGUUCAACCUCAAGACCCUCUACCCGAUGGCAGGUCACGACCUCUUAGAUCUGCCCGUGUGCUCUCCGCUGUGUCACGCCGCUCUCAGGACGCUCCAGCGCUGGGAGCAGCUGCUGCUGAAGAGGCUGGAGAUCUUCGGAGGUCCUCCGUCGAGGUUCAUCUGCUCACAGCUGCUGGAGGAGAGUGUGUCGUCCGGUCCGGCGCUGCUGCGACACAAAGCUCUGUUCGAGCCCUCCAACACACCCUUCAGAUCUCGCCGGCGCGCAGCACUUCCUGUCAGACGCCUGUGGCAGUAUCUGGUCAAACAGGAAGAGGUUCAGGAGAUGUUCAUACGCAACAUCUUCACCAAGAAACGCGAUCAGAACCAGGAGACUGAGCGUGUCAAAUGUUCUGUGCCGCUGGAGUCCACACACAACCAGAUCGAGGCCGAUCAGGGGUUUCCUGGAGGAAAGGCUCGCAUCAUCCACAAGGAGUCUGACAUCAUCACGGCGUUCGCCAUCAAUAAGGCCAACCGCAACUGUUUAGUGAUCGCCUCCACCCACGACAUCCAGGAGCUGGACGUGUCCUCCAUCCUCUCCACGCAGAUCCUGACCUGGGUCGAUGACGAGAACGAGGCCGAGGUCAAAGGGACGGAUGAUUUCCUGGUGGUUCACGCUCGGGAUGACUUCAGCGCGCUCCACGGCAGCACACCCUACACCCACAGCAGCCCCGGGACGCCCAUCAACAUGCCCUGGCUGGGCAGCCUGCAGACGGGACGAGGAGCCGCUGUGCUCAUCAAACGCAACAUCAACAACGUGAGGCGGAUGACGUCACACCCCACGCUGCCCUACUAUCUGACCGGAGCUCAGGACGGCAGCGUGCGGAUGUUUGAGUGGGGUCACUCUCAGCAGAUCACCUGCUUCAGGAGCCCCGGGAACUCCAGGGUCACCAGGAUACGCUUCAGUUAUCAGGGCAACAAGUUUGGGAUCGUGGAUGCAGACGGAGCGCUCAGUCUCUGGCAGACCAGCACCUCAGGAAACGCUCCCAAACCCUAUCUGACGCUUCAGUGUCACAAUAAGACGGCGAAUGACUUUGUGUUUGUGGGCUCAUCAUCUCUCAUCGCCACCGCAGGCCUGUCCACAGACAACAGGAACGUGUGUCUGUGGGAUACCCUGGUCACGCCAGCAUACAGUCUGGUACACGGCUUCAGCUGUCACGAGUCGGGCUCCACGGUUCUGGCUCUGGCGUCCAAACAGCAGCUGCUGCUCAGCGGAGGCCGGAGGGGCUACAUCAGCGUCCUGGACCUCAGUCUGAAGAUCCAGCGCCAGUGUUUCCAGGCACACGACUCUCCCGUCAAAGCUCUGGCCGUCGACGCCAGCGAGAGCUGCUUCAUCAGCGGAUCGGCCGAGGGCAACAUCAAGGUGUGGAGCAUGUCCACCCAGAGCCUCCUGCACACCUUCAGUAAUGAACACGCUCGUCAGUCGCUCUUCCGUAAUCUGGGCACAGGUGUCAUGCAGAUCGAGACCGGCCCGACCAAUCACAUCUUCUCCUGCGGCGCCGACGGCACAAUGAAGCUCCGCCUCCUGCCUGACGCUCUGAGCCUCUACUGCAGCGGCGUGAAGAACGACGUCAGGUUCAUCAUCUAGCACACGCAUGACUCUUUACACACGGUCAGGAUCAAGCAAUACGAGAGAGACGCUCCAAGCACACUGUACGAGUUGCUCAGCAUACUCCGUUCACCCGAAAUAUAUCUCUCUAUAUAAAUCAGUCAAGCCUUAACUAGCCAAACGGUGUUGUGAUCGUGCUCUAGACUCAUUAUAGUGAUAAGUGUCCUUAUAUUUCUACCCAACAUCCUUCAUGUCCCGCGCUGGACGUCUCCUGAUUCUGUUGCGUGUGUUCAAUGCUGUGCAGUACUUCCUGUCACUCUAAUAAUCAUUCUGUGGGAAGGUGUUGUAUAUUACUACAGUAAGCAGUAUUUAAAAAUAAAAACAGCCAUCAUUUCCUCUUCCUCCAAACCUGCACGAGCGUCUUUCAUCUGCUGGACACACCCGGUAGCCAUUCACUUCCAUACUAUAGAAGCCAAUGGGUGCCGGGUGUGUUGAGCAGGAGACGGACGCUCACACAGGCUCUGAGAGUGUGGAAGGUUCCUGAGGUUGAAGAUGAAGCACUUUGCAAGCAUCAUUCCAUCUGUGGAUCAAACUGAGAGCGGACGGUCGCUGUCACUUUUAUUUUCAGUGUAAAUAUGGAGUUAACACGAGACUUGAUGAGAUGAUUCGGUGUUAAAUAUAAAGCAUAUUUAUAAUCAUCUUCUGCAGACGUUUGUUUUUAGAAACGCUGUUCAGGGUUUAUUUUUACGCUUCUUUUACCUGCCGGCGAUCGCAUUAGGGAUUUUUAUCGGAUGAAGGCCGUGGUGGUGUUCUUCACUGCGGAAAGUGGUUUUUCAGUACAAACAUCCUUAAAUCAAGACACAUUCACUGGAGAGAGAGAGACGCAGAGAUGUGAAGAGUCAAAAUGAAGUGAAUUUAUGCUUAAAACAAGCUUUGGAUGAAGUAGACUUCUUUCUUGUUUAAAUCCUAAACUGAUGUUUAUGUCUUACCUCCUUUCACAUCCGCAGUAAAUGCGUCCUGGUCUCAGAAUGGUUGUGUAUUUGCUCUGGAAAACAAGCCAGAAAUCCAGAGUGAAAUGAUUAUUUCUUCCCCCUGAUCAUUGCUGAUAUAGAGACGUAAGGAAUCGGCUGUAUAGGGAUCAUGCUUUCUGCCCUUUAACCUCCCAAAUGUGAAUAUAUACGCAAAUGAAUCUAAUUUUAUAAUGAAGAGAUCUGUAAUGCACAUUACUGUAACCAGAAAAUAAAUGACUUAAUGCAACAUCUUUA
Messenger RNA from Carassius auratus (goldfish), 10153 nucleotides. RefSeq names its product dmX-like protein 1. Gene Ontology annotation, molecular function: protein binding. Gene Ontology annotation, cellular component: RAVE complex. The coding region runs from base 183 to 8927 and encodes 2914 amino acids. Gene Ontology annotation, biological process: vacuolar acidification. The record is from RefSeq and is a predicted model, not a curated record. NCBI's taxonomy places the organism in Eukaryota, Metazoa, Chordata, Actinopteri, Cypriniformes, Cyprinidae. The transcript has 45 exons.